This is a messenger RNA of Amblyraja radiata (thorny skate), 1820 nucleotides long. Its product is annotated as carbohydrate sulfotransferase 3. The transcript has 2 exons. The record is from RefSeq and is a predicted model, not a curated record. The coding region runs from base 218 to 1543 and encodes 441 amino acids. NCBI's taxonomy places the organism in Eukaryota, Metazoa, Chordata, Chondrichthyes, Rajiformes, Rajidae. Gene Ontology annotation, molecular function: N-acetylglucosamine 6-O-sulfotransferase activity; chondroitin 6-sulfotransferase activity. Gene Ontology annotation, biological process: carbohydrate metabolic process; N-acetylglucosamine metabolic process. Gene Ontology annotation, cellular component: Golgi membrane.
UAAACUCCUUCUCUGUGUUGUCUUUGCAGCACAAUUUGGUGUGACUGGGGAGAGGAGAGAGACUCUGUGACCGAUACCUUCACCAGUAGACUGGCCCUACGCUGGCACGGAGGUGGGCUGUACCGAAUCUCUGGCGGACCAUUGAGUGGCACACUUCUGUGCCUAGGGACCUCCUGCGCACCAUUGUAUCAGGAUCCCAGCCUCAAAGACAGUAGCAAUGAGAAUGAGGAGCAAAUAUGCCAUUAUUCUAUUUUUCCUUGUUGCCCUUGUGAUCAUUGAGAAAGAGAACAACAUUAUUUCAAGGGUGUCCGACAAGUUUGUGCUGAAAUUCCCGCAAGUGGAAUUUAUGGGUCCGAACAUUACCAUCUCUGCCAGAGCCUUGACUGAGAAUAACACCCUGGUGGCCAGCUCCAAUAGCGCUCUGGGGCAGCUGCACAAAGCGCAGAGAAACUGCUCCACGCUGCGGACCACACUGGGUGGGGAAGAGCGGAAGGAGGUGACGGGCAGGAGGCACCUGCUGUUGAUGGCCACCACCAGGACGGGGUCCUCCUUCGUGGGUGAGUUCUUCAACCAGAACAGCGACAUCUUCUACCUGUUCGAGCCACUGUGGCACGUGGAGAAGACAGUGACCUUCGAGCCGGGGGGGAUGAACGCGGUGGCCUCCUCCAUCAUCUACCGCGACAUGAUGCAGCAGUUGAUGCUGUGCGACCUCUAUGCGCUGGAGAGCUUCCUCUUCCCCACGCCCGAACGCCACGUCACCGGCUUCCUCUUCCGCCGGGGCUCCAGCAAGUCGCUGUGCGAGGGCGCGGUCUGCACUCCGACCAAGAGGGGGGGCACUCAGAGGUUCCCGUGCCGUGUGCGGCAGUGCGGCCUUCUCAACAUGACCCUGGCCACCCGGGCCUGCCUGCAGAAGCAGCACGUGGCCAUGAAGACAGUGCGCCUCAGGCAGCUGGAGUACCUCCGUCCUCUGGUGGAGGACCUCAGGAUCGACCUCAGGAUCAUCCAGCUAGUCCGCGACCCACGGGCGGUGCUGGCCUCGCGCAUGGUGGCCUUCCCCGGCAAGUACGACGCGUGGAAGAAGUGGGCGAACGAGGGGCACGUGCCGGAUGACGAGGAGGUGGGCAAGCUGCGGGGCAAUUGCGAGAACCUCCGGGCCUCCGCCCAGCUGGGCAUGGGGCAGCCCCCCUGGCUCAGGGGCCGCUUCAUGCUGAUGCGCUACGAGGAUAUCGCACUGGAGCCCCUCAAGAGGGCCGAGGAGAUGUACCGCUUCGCCGGCAUCCCCAUCACGGACGAGGUGAAGACAUGGAUCUACGAGAACACCCGGGCCUCCAAGGCCAGCGACAACGUCUACUCCACCCACAAGAACUCUUCGGAGCAGUUUGAGAAGUGGCGGCUCGGCCUGCCCUUCAAGAUAGCCCGGGUGGUCCAGCAGGUCUGCGAGCCCACCAUGAGGCUCUUUGGCUACAAGCUAGUCAAAGACGCAGCGACCCUUGCCAACAGAUCUGCCAGCCUGCUGGAGGACAGGAACUUCCGAGCAACCUAACCUCAAGGGCAAUUACUGCAAUCAUUUUCCAGCAGUGGAAGGCGAACGUCUACAAUUUAUCGCCAGAACUUGAAGCUCCUCGAACCUUCUUCCAAAGUGCCGGGCAGCUCUUUGAUGGAUGUGCAAUGGCCUAAUGAGACAUCAAAGGACAACACAGUUGCUUGAAGUCCGCAUGAUAAUGGAAUUAUACUAAGCACACACACACACGCACACACACGCACACACACACACACACACACACACACACACACACACACACACACACACACACACACAC